AUGCCGUCUACUUCUCUGAGGAAGAGCUUCGUUCCAUCUGGAGGCUCAAUGCCUGCCAGUGAGCAACUUUCCGAACUCAGGAAGACUGAUCUGUCAACAGUUCGCCAAACUCCUGAAUCGAGAACCAUCAGUCACAAAAAAUCACCAUCAUCAUCCAGAUUCGCCGUCUCCUCUCCUUCGAGAGAAGACAGACAUGAGUCGCAUCUUGUUACGCGAAAUAAGCAAAAGGACGGCACUCCUAGUGACAACGCAAGGCCACUUCGACAUCGCACUGAAAGGCCGAGUCGUGGAGAGGACCAGUCCUCGUCUAAGAGCGUGUCUGGUGAUUCAGAUGAGGAGAAAGGGACAGGCACAAGCAGCCCGGAAUUAAUACAAGGACAGUCACUAAGGCUUGCAUUUCGUCCAGCGGAAUCACGAGAUGCACACAGCGAACAGGACAAGCCAACUGGUCAGCAGUCCCAACAGGACAUCGUGAUGGAAACGGGGGAAGACAAUAUUGACAAGGCUUCGUCCCGCAUGAGCAAGGACGACCGGUACUCGGACACCGGAAGUAUCUCGUCUGAGUCUUCGAUACGCUCGGCAGGAGGAAGGACAAUCCGUCCCCACGUGAAGAUUUUCAAAUCGCUGAUGGAAAGCUCCUAUCAGAAGUUGCGCUCCUCGCAGCAGGCAACCAUCCAAGCCGCUCUGCGGCAGAUCAGUAUCGACGUAAUGAAACAUCCCGGUCCCAAGCUUGACCCUAAUCGUCCAGAUCCUUUCGCGGCGCUUACUGCGGAGAGGCGGAGAGCUCAGAAAGACCGGCGACCAUCUGCAAAGGGCGAUCCUUCGGACCCUUUCGCGGCGCCUACUAAGGAAAAGCGGAGAGCUGGGAAAGACCGGCAACCAUCUGCAGAGGAGGACGGCGAACUGCUAAGGCCUCCUCGGAAGCCCCUUGGCGGCGGGGCGCCGAUGUUGCCAAAAUUCCGGUCCGUUGGCAGGGUGAACGCGAGCUUUCUUGCACCAAACUAUCGGACGGCCCAUCACAGAGCCUACGACAUGGAAGACGAGGCCGAAGAUCCAGACGCCAGCAAAAAAUACGAAGAGUUUGAAGAACGACACAAGAUCGACUUUCCGGGCAUGGCGAAACAGCGUGAGUGUCAAGAACUAGUCUGGCUUUGGCGGCCCUGGAUCGAAGAUAUCUUCAGCAUGCUUGAAAUACAGAGGAGUGAUAUUCUUUACUUCUACGUACAAGACCACUUUGAACCCGACAGACAGAUCGAGCUCGAUUGGCCGGAGGCUUCCCGCCAGGCAUGGACAAAAGAGCAAAAGCGUCGGUGUAAGAUGUGCGGCCUAGCUGAUCCUGAGAGCCGGCAGAGAGAUUUAGUUGAGCAAUUCGAGCGUCUGCCACGACCCGACGAUCGAAGGCUUGUUUUUGCAGGCCUGCUGGCCUACGCCUUCCAUGAGCAGGCUGGGUCAAGUUUGUGGCAUAUUUCCUUUGGCGAGAUAAUACAGCCCCGGUAUCCGGAUUCCAUCACAGCCUCAACGCAAACUUCCGACCUCUGCUUGAUCUGUUUUCGCCAUAAUUGCCCAGAUCAUGGCGCUUAUGUGGAGCCCGCAAAUGAGGAAUCCCCAGACGACGAAUCCCAAGAUGACGAGCCUCCAGGUGAGGAAGCUCUGGAUGAGGAAGCCUCGAACGAAAAUGAAGAUAUGGAAACACCCAGAGCAUUCAUCAAUGAUCCGGAAACCGAUCGCAACAUACGCAAGUUUGUGUCACGGCCGAGUACUAAGCCCAGCGUCGAAGGCGACACCCAUCUAUGCGGAAUCUUCUGCGUGGACCCGUCGACGGGCUUGCGACAGCUACUAGGGCGACGACCCGAAGGGUAUGUCGGUGGCGCCAAACGGAUGCCAGAAAGCUACGUGAGGCCCGUGUUGGCGGAUGACGAGUUUUGCUGUUCGUCGUGCUUUUGGGAUGUCAACAACCGGCGUGAUAUCACGGUAUCAGAGGUAACAUUUCAGCCAUUCUUGUCGCAGUCCCAAAAAGCCAUGGUCGAAAGUCUUAUGCGGUUCUAUCUCCACAAUCAACGAGGCCCCUGCCUGAUCUCAAGAAUUAUCAAGGACGUGAGCUGCAUGAUGGUCUUCAAUCAUAUACUUUUCUCCAUCUUCCGAGUGAAGCAUUCUAUUGAUCCAUCCCUCUCCGAUGCCGAGAUCAGUCCUGCUCAGCCAGAGGCAAGCGCGGUAGCACCCAACCAAAAGAGAAAGAAGAACAAGAAGAAUCGGGUGCCAAUAAUCGAUGUAUCGAACAGCGCAGAAUUACAUACGCGUGAACCGUUUGUUCCUUGUUACCACAAAGGACCGUGCCAGGACAACCCGGCAUGCUCAUGUGCGAAAGCCAAGGUACACUGCGAAUGGUUUUGUGGGUGUGACAUCGAAUGCAAACGGCGUUUUCGAGGGUGCAACUGCAAAGCUAGUGUGAAGAAGACCUGCUUCCAGGACGCCCGGUGCGAAUGCUGGAAGUUGAAUCGUGAAUGCGAUCCCCAUCUCUGCCUCAAAUGUGGCGUGCUUGACGUUCUGGAUUCUUACAACAAGUACCGGGUCGACAAUCGCCAGGGUCGUUGCAGAAAUAACCGGAUCCAACUGGGCCUGCCUGCGAAGACAACCAAGGCGCCUAGCCAGGUUCAGGGCUACGGGCUUUACAGCGUAACCAGCAUUCCAAGGAGCGAAUUUAUCGGCGAAUAUGUUGGUGAGGUGGUCAGUAGACAGGAGGCCGACAGAAGAGGCUCGCUCUACCAUCUUCAAAAUCAAGAAUACCUCUUCAAUCUCAACGCGUCUCAGGAGAUUGAUGCGUCAGUUGUCGGCAACAAGAUGAGAUUUAUGAACAACUCGCAAAAAGACGAGUUCAUCAAUGUGGAACCCAAAAGUCUACUGUGCAGUGGGCAGGUCCGGAUCGGAUUGUUUGCAAGACGUAAUAUCCGGCCGGGAGAAGAGCUGCUGUGGAAAUACGGCUACAGUGAUGAACAUGUCAAGAAUUUCUGGGAGCCAGGAGACAAGCCUUCUAACGAAAGAGCUCUGAUUCCUCUUUCUCAUGAACGUCUAGGACGAACCACAGGAACCAAUCUGCUUGCAGGAGAGGGCAGCGACGUUGCCCAAGAGCAGCGCAGCCAGUCUCCGGUGGUCGCGCCAGGGCAAAAACGCAAGAGGGAGGUUUCCGAGAGCACUGAGUCAAGUCCGAGCAACGAUGACGAAGAAGAGGCGAACAGCUCAGGGGGGGAGACGGUGCGAGCUCUUGCAAAUAUCGAAAUCGACGAUUCGGAGGAUGAAGAUUAUGAGGGCGAAGACGAUGCAUCUGGAGAGGAUGACCUGGACGAAGAAAUAGAUAACGGUGGUCGACAGAAAAGAAGAGUAAACGUCAAAAAGCACAGCAGAGGGACUAAGGGCAGACGACGAUGA
Fonsecaea monophora is the source of this 3423-nucleotide messenger RNA. RefSeq lists its product as hypothetical. Lineage: Eukaryota; Fungi; Ascomycota; Eurotiomycetes; Chaetothyriales; Herpotrichiellaceae. Gene Ontology annotation, biological process: chromatin remodeling. Gene Ontology annotation, molecular function: histone methyltransferase activity; protein binding. The transcript has a single exon. Bases 1 to 3423 code for a protein of 1140 amino acids. The record is from RefSeq and is a predicted model, not a curated record.